CCUUGCAACAAAAAAAUGAUGCAAUCAUUCAUUUGAAAUACAUUUGGGACAGACUAUGUAGUUUAAACCCUACUGGCAAUAUGUGCACAACUCCGAACUCCUCCAAAACUCAAAUGGAAAAUUAUUUUUUUGAUGAAGAAGACGCAUUGUUGGAGGCAUACCUAUCGCAAGGGGUUCAAACGGAAGGAAACAGUACUAUGGAUGUUUAUUCCAAAAUUGAAAAUCUCCAGCUUCCAUAUCAAAGGCUUGACACUGACGUAUUAACUUACUGGAAGGAAAAGCAGUACACAGAUCAGGAGUUAUACGCCAUAAGUAAUGUUUGUUAUGCUGUACCACCAACUCAGGUAUCAAUCGAACGAGCAUUCUCCGCGCUCAGACUGGUGCUUACUGACUACCGCAACCGCUUAAGCCAGGAUGUUCUUGAGAACAUAUUAUUGGUCAAACUAAAUCCCAGUUUUUUGGACCAUGCCAUCGACACCUUGCCUCUUUUUGAAGAUGAAGAUGAAUAAUUUAAAAUUAUAAUGUUUUUUUUAAUAUACAUAUG
Bactrocera tryoni is the source of this 544-nucleotide messenger RNA. RefSeq lists its product as uncharacterized. Bases 81 to 509 code for a protein of 142 amino acids. Lineage: Eukaryota; Metazoa; Arthropoda; Insecta; Diptera; Tephritidae. The transcript is spliced from 2 exons. Gene Ontology annotation, molecular function: protein dimerization activity. The record is from RefSeq and is a predicted model, not a curated record.